Messenger RNA from Sphaerulina musiva SO2202, 327 nucleotides. RefSeq names its product bZIP transcription factor. Lineage: Eukaryota; Fungi; Ascomycota; Dothideomycetes; Mycosphaerellales; Mycosphaerellaceae. Gene Ontology annotation, cellular component: trans-Golgi network. The coding region runs from base 1 to 327 and encodes 108 amino acids. The record is from RefSeq and is a predicted model, not a curated record. The transcript has 2 exons.
AUGAUUGUGUCGCGUGAGUCGGCCACUACAGUCGUCGUGGAGCCCGACUUCGACGAGAACGAUGUGCGAACGAUGUCGCCGCGAAGGAAUAGCGAAGAGGUCGAUAAACUUAGCGAGGAGGCCCGCAAAGACCUCAUUGAGCAGGCCAAACUACUCCAGAUGAGCUUGCAGGCCAUCGUGGAUCGAGUGGAGACGGUGAAGAGCGAGCACGAGAAGCUCGAGGGCGGGAACAAGUUUCUGCAAUCAUAUAUCGGCGAGCUCAUGCAGACGUCUAAAAUCACUUCAACGGCGCCCUCGAAAUCGAAAAAGGGCAAAGCCAGGAGUUGA